AUGAGAAACUACGACAAACUACAACAGAAAUCCACGGACGAAACAUUGACGCUGGACAGGCGACGGACAGUGGUCAACCUCUCCAGCCACACCUUGAGCGAAGCAACCACAGCAAUUCUGGCCAAGGGGAUGAAUUUCGCAGUCGCACCUAAGCGAGUUCCAAAAGAAGAUGUCAUAGAAUCCGUAGAGGCUUCGGUACGUCAUCUGCCACAGGCCGAGGCGGAGAAGAUCCGGCAGGAUACGGUCAGAGUUCUGAAUAAAGCAAAGCCACCGAAGCAAAACAUCAACGUUGAGGAAUACCAUGCCAUCAAGGAACUCAGGGACAACCCUCACUUAGUAGUGGUACAGGCAGAUAAGGGCAACGCCUCUGUAGUCUUGGACACAACUGAUUACAACAAACGAAUGGAAGAUAUUCUCGCAGAACCUAUCUACAAGAAACUUCAGGGAGAUCCGAUGGCCAAGAGUCUGAAGACGCAAGGGACAAGCAAGUUUCCUGUGAAUCCCAGCUGCCAGGGCCGGAAUGUUGUUGUUGACAGUGGCGAGCUUAGUUAA
This is a messenger RNA of Schistocerca americana (American grasshopper), 552 nucleotides long. RefSeq lists its product as uncharacterized. The transcript has 2 exons. NCBI's taxonomy places the organism in Eukaryota, Metazoa, Arthropoda, Insecta, Orthoptera, Acrididae. The record is from RefSeq and is a predicted model, not a curated record. Bases 1 to 552 code for a protein of 183 amino acids.